Tigriopus californicus is the source of this 783-nucleotide messenger RNA. RefSeq lists its product as uncharacterized. Lineage: Eukaryota; Metazoa; Arthropoda; Copepoda; Harpacticoida; Harpacticidae. The record is from RefSeq and is a predicted model, not a curated record. The transcript has a single exon. Bases 1 to 783 code for a protein of 260 amino acids.
AUGAAUGAGUACUUCGAGAAGGGUUAUGCUCACCUAGUGCCAAGUGAGGAGGUAAAGAAACCCAAGGAAGUGUUCUAUCUGCCGCACUCAGCAGUAAUUAGAGAAGAAUCUCUGUCCACGUCUGUUCGCAUAGUAUUCAAUGCAUCCGCAGUAUAUAAAGGGGCCUCCUUGAACGAAUCUACCUUGGUGGGCCCAAAACUACAGAAGGACAUUUUGGAUAUUCUGAUCAAAAUGCGAUCAAAACCAGUGGUCAUUGCUGGAGACAUUUCUAAAAUGUUUCUCCAGAUACAACUGGCUUCAACAGAUCGGGAUUAUGUCCGGUUCUUGUGGCGGAAGGACAAGAGUCAAGCAGUGCAAGUCUGCCGAUUCUCUAGUCUAGUUUUCGGCUUGGCCUGUUCACCAUACCUUGCUAACGCAGUGAUCCAGGAUCUAGCUAAUAGGCAUGGCAGUUCCCAUCCCAUGGCCAGUCAAACCUUGAAAAACGACAUUUAUGUCGACGAUGUGUUCAUCUUUGCUGAAUCCUCAAUGCAAGCCCUGGCCAAGCUUGACCAAGUCAAUGAAGUGCUUCAAGAGGGAAGCUUCACACUCACAAAGUUCUACUCCAAUAGCUUAGAGGUGUGCAACGCAAUACCGGAGGAGAAACUUAACCCAAAAGCUCUCCUACACCUCCAGCCAGAUGAACAAAAGGCAAAGGCCCUGGGCGUGUCCUUCCACACCAGCACAGAUGAGUUAGUCUAUCAUUUCCAUUCGGUAGCCAUUAAGUGGGACCCCAAUGCCGUUUAA